AUGAGUUCUGAAGAACCGAACCUCCAGAGACGGGCGUCGUCGCGCAAGUCGGUUACUUUCACAGACGAGAGGGUAGUGGUCGACGCCGACGGCAGCGUAACCAUGGUUGCCACGCCCAACGACGACACCAAAGAAACAGCCAUGUCGCACACACCCCGUACGCCACCUCUCUCCGCUGCGCUCGGGGCCUUUACUGAUGCCUCGCAAGCACCCGCAAACGGCGCGGCGGACGGAGCCGACACCAACCCGGAUGGACUUGACCUCUCGCUCAUGAAGAAAAAGAAGAAGAAGGUCAAGAAGGAGGACGGCGAGGGCGGCGACGCUGCCGAUGCGGCCGGCGGCGAGGAGGCGAUCGACCUGUCGAUGAAGAAGAAAAAGAAGAAGAAGGUGCCCAAGGAGGACGACGAGUUCUCCAAGAAGCUCGAGGCGCUGAAUCUCGAGGGCGGCAACGGCGCCGAGGCCGCCGCCGAGGAGGAUGCGCAGGAGGGCGACAUGGACAAGGGCACCGGUAUCUGGGGGCACGACGAGACACGGAUCAUCAGCUACAACCCGCUGCUGUCCCGCUUCUUUGCGCUGCUCGCGCAGAAGAACCCCGACCACGCGUCGUCCGGGACGCGGUCCUACAAGAUCCCGCCGCCGCAGUGUCUGCGCGAAGGCAACAAGAAGACCAUCUUUGCGAACCUGCCCGAGAUUUGUAAGCGCAUGAAGAGAGCCGAAGAGCACGUCACCGCGUACUUGCUUGCCGAGUUAGGCACCAGCGGCAGCGUGGACGCCAACAGGCGGUUGGCCAUCAAGGGUCGGUUCCAGCAGAAGCAGAUCGAGAACGUCCUGCGCACGUACAUUAUAGAAUAUGUGACGUGCAAGACGUGCCGGUCGCCCAACACAGACCUGUCCAAGGGCGAGAACCGUCUCUACUUCAUUACCUGCAACUCGUGUGGUUCUCGCCGUUCGGUCCAGGCCAUCAAGACCGGUUUCUCUGCCCAGGUCGGGAAGAGGAAAAAGAUGCAGGGUUAA
Thermothielavioides terrestris NRRL 8126 is the source of this 1014-nucleotide messenger RNA. RefSeq lists its product as uncharacterized. Gene Ontology annotation, biological process: formation of translation preinitiation complex; formation of cytoplasmic translation initiation complex; translational initiation. The record is from RefSeq and is a predicted model, not a curated record. The transcript is spliced from 4 exons. Gene Ontology annotation, molecular function: mRNA binding; translation initiation factor binding; translation initiation factor activity. The coding region runs from base 1 to 1014 and encodes 337 amino acids. Gene Ontology annotation, cellular component: eukaryotic translation initiation factor 2 complex. Lineage: Eukaryota; Fungi; Ascomycota; Sordariomycetes; Sordariales; Chaetomiaceae.